AUGCAAUCGCAAGAGAUCUCACACGCCAUGUCGAACAAUCCCAUUGGCUCCGCCCCCUCAGCUAUACAAUCUCCAGUGCCACUUCCCCCGUCUACACCUGACGACAAGCAUGCAAUCGCCGUACACCAGCAGGCCAGUGCCCAUGUGACUUUGCCAACGAGUGGCUCAGGGUCGGGUUCCUCGUCGAGCAAGCUACCCCCCGUCUCUGUGGAAGGCACUACACUAUCGAUCGAGUCUCACGUUCUGACUCCCGACACCUCCAUCACACCUACACCCGUCGAGUCCCUGAGUCCCCUCUUCGGUAAUCAGGACGCCAAGCAUGAGCAUCUUUCUGCAGCGACAUGUCUACAGGGUCCAGUGCAAGUAGAAGCCGCAGUGAAACCCCGCAGCGCCGACACACCUGACUCGUCGCAGUAUGGCGAGGUUGAAGAGCCUGGCGCUCCUACCCGCGCGAGUAUCCGCAAAUGGGCCAAAGCCACACCCGCUGGCCCGCCCCGGAAUACCCCAUCCCCUUCCGGUUCCGCUGAGCUUGGACAUUCCAGUUCUGACCAUCAUAUCGAUCGUCAAAGUUUAACUCACUCCGUGAGUGGCAAGAAUAUCGGCUUAGGCACGGCGUCGGGUUCAGGCUCAAGCUCUGGAGACGAUGAGGACAGCGGCGGUAGCAGACACAGUUCUAGCAACUCCCUCGGCCAUGAGAGCUCUGGCAACAUCGCGGAUAUCGAGAGCGGGGGCUCGGCAUCCCCUCUCCACCUGCCUGAUCCUUCGUCAGCUCUAGAUCCCGACUUAUCCCCGUCGUCCUCGCCGCCUGUCCGUCGAGCGGUCCAUCGUCCCUCCCCCCAGUCUCACGGACAGUCGAGCACGUCGGACUGUCCACCGCCCGUCUUAGUCAACCCAGACGCAGUAGCGCAGGAGCAGCGAGAACGUCUCGAAAGGCGGCACCAUCGGCACCUUCCUCAUCACCCCCACUCCAGCCGCCGGCGCCACCGCGACCGAGAGCGCGAGCGACGCGCGCGGACGUCCAAUCCGACGUCGCCCGCGAACGCACACGCCCAAGAACAGAAUCCGCCCACUGCCCCCGACGCCAGGCCACCGGCUGCCCCCAUGCGCCCGCUCCGGCCGCUGCAGCUCAUCACGGGCGGGAUGGAUGUCCUGGAGGACAUCGGGCGGAUGUUGCAGGGCUCGCGACAGCCGCUGCUGCGGACGCGCGUCGACCUUGGGGCGACGUCGCCUCCGAGAAGGGCGAACGACGUGCUAUCCGACAUCCAUGACAUGAUCCGCAUGACGCGGCAGUGA
Dichomitus squalens LYAD-421 SS1 is the source of this 1293-nucleotide messenger RNA. RefSeq lists its product as uncharacterized. The record is from RefSeq and is a predicted model, not a curated record. The transcript has 2 exons. The coding region runs from base 1 to 1293 and encodes 430 amino acids. NCBI's taxonomy places the organism in Eukaryota, Fungi, Basidiomycota, Agaricomycetes, Polyporales, Polyporaceae.